UGGGUGGCUGCAGGCGCACCGGACACUUUCAUUGAUCUCACCGACCCCGACAUCCUCAAGACAUGGCCCCCCGAAACACCCAGAAGAAAAAGACCGGCGGCAAGACUCGCUCCGCCCUCCAGGAUGUCGUGACCCGGGAGUACACCAUCCACCUGCACAAGCGCGUCUUCGGCAUGGGCUUCAAAAAGCGGGCGCCGCGCGCCGUCAAGUCCGUUAUUGAGUUCGCGCAAAAGACGAUGGGCACGUCCGACGUCCGCAUCGACCCCAAGCUCAACCAGGCGCUGUGGGAGCAGGGGAUUAAGAACGUGCCGCAUCGGAUCCGGGUGAAGCUCGAGCGGAAACGGAAUGACGACGAGAACGCGAAGGAGAAGCUUUACACAUACGCCAGCCAUGUCCCAGUAGCAUCAUUCAAGGGCCUUCAAACGGUGGUCGUCGAGUAAAUGUGGGAGGGGUAGUUCGUUGGGGUCUCCGUCGCUUUGCUUUUACCUACAUAUUCCAUGCCAUAGUAUGCACGCCUACAUGAGUUUUCACCUGUAUCAGCUACACCUAUGAUAUGCAGAGUGCAUACAACACC
Gloeophyllum trabeum ATCC 11539 is the source of this 574-nucleotide messenger RNA. RefSeq lists its product as uncharacterized. Gene Ontology annotation, biological process: cytoplasmic translation. Bases 63 to 440 code for a protein of 125 amino acids. The transcript is spliced from 5 exons. Gene Ontology annotation, cellular component: cytosolic large ribosomal subunit; ribosome. Lineage: Eukaryota; Fungi; Basidiomycota; Agaricomycetes; Gloeophyllales; Gloeophyllaceae. The record is from RefSeq and is a predicted model, not a curated record. Gene Ontology annotation, molecular function: structural constituent of ribosome.